Messenger RNA from Aspergillus costaricaensis CBS 115574, 1536 nucleotides. RefSeq names its product cytochrome P450. The record is from RefSeq and is a predicted model, not a curated record. Lineage: Eukaryota; Fungi; Ascomycota; Eurotiomycetes; Eurotiales; Aspergillaceae. Gene Ontology annotation, molecular function: monooxygenase activity; iron ion binding; heme binding. The transcript has 4 exons. Bases 1 to 1536 code for a protein of 511 amino acids.
AUGGCGCUUGUUCAUCUGACUGCAUUAGCCACAUGUGCGCUUUUGCUGGUAGUUCUCCGCGCCACCUUCAAUAGUUGGAGAAUACAGCGAAAACUACCGCCUGGUCCCCCCGGUGCCCCGUUCAUUGGGAACAUUCCCCAAUUACCCAAAAUUCGCGCGCAUCUCAAAUUCACAGAGUGGGCCAAGACAUAUGGAGGCCUAUACAGCUUCCAUAUUGGUCCAGCGACAGCCGCAGUGGUUACGGAUCGUGCUCUGGUCAAGGAGCUCUUCGACAAACGGAGCGCGCUGUACAGUUCACGUCCAACCUCACAUGUUGGACAAAACAUCAUCACUGGUGGUGACCAUCUCCUAGUCAUGGACUAUAGCGACAAUUGGCGUCUAUUCCGCAAAACCAUAAAUCAGCAUUUCUCGGCUUCCAUGUGCGAAAAGACGCAUGUCCGCCUGAUGGAGGCCGAGCAUACACAGAUGAUGCGCGACUUUCUCCUACAUCCCGGGAAGCAUAUGUUGCAUACGAAGCGCACAACUAAUAGCAUUAUAAUGAGUUUGCUUUUCGGUAUUCGUACUCCGUCUUGGGACACACCACAUAUGCAAGACCUAUAUGAGAUAAUGGAGCUUUGGUCCCAAAUCAUGGAGACAGGUGCUACCCCACCAGUGGACAUUCUUCCUUGGCUGCAUUGGGUACCACAGCAGUGGCUCGGCCACUGGGUUGAUCGCUCACAGGCUGUGGCACGUGGUAUGAAGCGGCUGUAUAGUUCGUUCCACCGACGGGCCAUCGAGGGGCGUCGUAGAGCAGAGAGCGCCUCCCAGUAUCGAGCCCGCAGCUUCCUCGACGACGUCCUUGAUCUGCAGGAGAAGCUUGGUCUUACGGAUAACCAGGUCGACUUCUUGGGUGGUGUUAUGAUGGAGGGAGGCUCGGAUACCGGUUCCACAAUGCUUCUGGUCAUGAUCCAGGCGUUGACGCUCCAUCCUGAGAUUCAAACGCGAGCACAAGCUGAGCUCGAUGCAGUCUGUGGAGAAUACCGAUCACCAACCUGGGAGGACUUUCCUCGUCUGCCUUACAUUAACAUGGUUGUCAAAGAAACAAUGCGCUGGCGACCCGUCACACCCUUGGCCUUUCCACACGCUCUCAGCAAGGAUGACUGGGUGAAUGACUACUUCCUCCCAAAGGGAACCGCCGUCUUUCUGAACGUCUGGGGCUUACAUCAUGACGAAAAUGUCUUUCCAAACCCCGACCAGUUUGACCCUUCGCAGUUUGAGGGCCGGCAUAAGCUGGCAUUUGACUAUGCCGCUUCUUCCGAGUACAUGCAGCGUGACCAUUAUGUCUACGGUGCCGGACGACGUCUGUGUCCAGGGAUCCAUCUGUCCGAACGUAGCAUGUUCCUUGACCCGACCACCGGCUACACCGAAGGUUUCCUUGUCUGCCCGCGACUAUAUAAAUGCAUUGUUGCGCCGCGAUUAGCUACUCAUACAGAUACAGUUCUUAGAGAAUUUGCCCGGGCCGAAUCCGACAUUCUCUCUCAAUAUGCGACUCCAUAG